Malaya genurostris is the source of this 3497-nucleotide messenger RNA. It is a transcript of the gene EloA, whose product is annotated as transcription elongation factor B polypeptide 3. The transcript is spliced from 5 exons. Bases 406 to 2979 code for a protein of 857 amino acids. The record is from RefSeq and is a predicted model, not a curated record. Gene Ontology annotation, cellular component: elongin complex; nucleus. Gene Ontology annotation, biological process: transcription elongation by RNA polymerase II. NCBI's taxonomy places the organism in Eukaryota, Metazoa, Arthropoda, Insecta, Diptera, Culicidae.
GUGUGUGUGACGACAGUUUUCAACCAAAGUAGCUGUGCAAAAGUGUCCCAUCGGACUUUCUCGAUCGUACGUAAGCAUAAUGGCGUAUUGCGACGUGUGUUAAAAUGAAACAAAUUGUACUUUAAUUAGUGGAUUUAUUACGUUAUCGGAUGGUAUUAUAGUUCAGAAGUGUUCCUGCUAGCAGUUAGUUUCAAUUGUUGCUUGAGUUCAGCGUGUUCGAUGGCCACACGUCCUUGAGUUCCGUAUGCCGUUUUUCCCGAUCGUUCGUGGAAAGGUUGAAAAUAUUUCAAUGCACCUUGUGCUGCUGAAAAAUCGAACAAUUCGCAUACAGUUUGGUCUACGUCGACAGUGAUUGCAUAUUGUGGGCAUCGCUCGGUGCAUGCUUCACCGUACGGGAGCCUCAGAAUGGCUACCGAAGCAGGCAGAAUGUCUGUAGUAGAAAUUAUAAAUCACUACCAGAAAAGCAUUGAUAAGUCGCUGAAUGAUAAGGCAAGGCUACUGCAUUGUAUUGGCAAAUUGUAUCGACUGCCCGUUUCUGUGCAGCACUUACAGGAUACGGGGAUUGGAAGAACGGUGAACGGAUUGCGCAAGUAUGACGGUGAGGUUGGUGUGGCGGCGAAGGCUCUGGUAACCAAGUGGAAGACGAUGGUUGCCGCCGAAGAGUCCGACGAUGGUGGGGAGCAAGAAGAAGUCCCCGAGCCUCGAAACGGUUCCGAUAAUGGUGACGAUGAUGAAGAUUAUAAUGACGAAUCACGCCUACAGGUGGUCGAGCAGCAGGAGCCACCACAGGAAAGUGACGACGAUGAAUCACAAAAGGAAGAAUCUGAUGAACAUGAGAUCCAGCAAAAUAGUUGCUAUGAUGAUGAUGAUGAUGAUCAGCGCACUAGCGUCAGCCAUCGGAUCAAGCAGGAACAUGAGUCACACCAAACAUCAACAAAUGAUCGACGUACUAAGGAGCAUAGAACUGGUAAAAGCAUGAGCAGCAGUAGUAGUAGUAGUAGCCAUAGAAAAUCAUCUUCAAAAGAUCACAAAGUACGAACAGAUCGCGACAAGGAAAGAUCUGAGGCCAGUGAGCAGGAGAAAGAUAAUCAUCACAGCAGUGGAAACCAUUCUUCGAGGAAAACCUCUAGCCGCGAUGAAAAGUAUCGUAGGGACAAGCAAAGUAAAAAAGACAGCGUUAGUAACAACAGAAAAGAUUCUAGUCAUACAAAGGAAAGGGAAAGCAUACACUGUAGUAGUAAGGAAAAAAACAUAUAUAAUGAAACACAUCACUCAAAUCCAUUGCAAGAUUAUUCAAAAGAAAAGUCAAGCUCUAAGCGUGGACGAUCGCAUGAAGAAGAGAAAUUUAGUGAUAGUAAAAAAAUUAAAAAAGAGAAAUCCAGUGAACAAACCGAUAGUAGUAGCAGUAAUAGUAGAAAAGAUAAAUCAAACAGUAGAAAGAAUAGUUCACACGAAAGAUUAAGCGAAGAUCAAAUCAAGAAAGAAUUGUCUGAUGACAUAAAAAAAUUGAUUAACAUCAAGAAAGAGGUGAUUGACCAUUCUGACGAAGAUGUUGUUGGAGGAGCAAGUUUCGCAGAUGCACUGGUUCUGGGCAAUAGAGAUAAAAACAAAAAAGGCUCGUCUAAAGAUAGGAAAAAAACAAUCAAUAUCAAGAAAGAGAAAGUCGACCAUUCAGACGAAGAUGUCGAAGGUUUGGAUCACACCGACGGAACUAGUUUCGCAGAUGCACUGGCAAUGAUGAAUAGUAAAGGAAAACAUAAAAAGGCAUCGUCUAAAAACAAAAAAGACUCAGUUAGAAUAAAAAAGGAGCGAAUCGAUGAAUCGGAUGAAGAUGUCGAAGGGGUGGAUAAUGCCGGAGGAGCUAGUUUUGCAGAUGCACUAGCGAUGAUCGGUAUGCCAUCGUCGUCGAAGAAGAAAGCGUCUAGCAAAGGAAACGGAGAUAAAGCUCAGAAAUCACCCACUAGCAUGCCACCCCCAGCGGCUGUGAUUAAGAAAGAAAAAUCUUCAUCAUCUGGGAAGAGUCGAGAUUCUUACUCAGCGAACAGCAACGCUAGUGGCAGUGGCUACAGUAGCGCUUCCUCAGCACCUCCUCUACUAACUCAGAAAAUAAAACUGGAACCGUUGCCGGAAGUUUCCGAGAUAGUUGAAUCUAUGCCCAUUAUCUCGCCGCACUACAAACCAAUGCCUUUAAACCAAACUGUCAUGGAGUGUGUAUUUUCCAACAACGGACGUCCUCAGAAGCGACAGAUGAGCGAAGAAGAAGCAUUCGGGCACAGUAUGCAAUCGAAAAAUCUUCGAACGAAGGUCUAUUCGGGAGUGAAGAGCUGUAAAGAAGGGGUACCGAAACUGUUCGAUUUGUGCAUCCGUUUGUUGCAAGAAAACAUCGAUCUGAUUGAUAGCUUCGGUGGAAUUCCUUUCGAUCUGCUGAAGCCGGUCAUCGAACGGGCAACACCGGAGCAAUUGUUCAAUCUAGAACUCUACAAUCCCUACCUAAUGGAAGAUACCGAUGUGCUGUGGGAACAGCAGUGCAAGCGAAAGUUCCGAAGCCAGAAGCGGAAGGAAGAAGAAUGUGAAUCAUGGCGGGAAAUGUAUAUACGCUGCUCGGAAGAAAGAGAUGCAAAGCUAAAAAGUCUAACGCAAAACAUUAAACAGUCAAUCGAGGAAAAAGCGGCCCCGGUGCGCAAAACGCAGCUGGCCUAUGUGGACUCAGCGGUGAAACCACCACGUAACGUACUAAGCAAACAGGCAAAAUAUGGCACGGAUCGGACACCCGUUGUUUCGCCGGCAGCUCGGGUUGCGGCGUUAAAACAUGGCGCAUCCAAUGUAGCCAAAGCGGGCGAUUCGCGGUUGAAGGUUGCCGCCGGGACAAGGGAUACUGCUCAAGUUCAAGUAUUUCAACCGAUGAAACCGAAAAAAGCACCGCUAAUGGCUAAACUGAUGACUUCGAUCAAAGGUUUCAAAACUGGCUUUCGGAGGUAGAGUGGUUUGAGAUGAUCGUUUAAGAAAUGACAUUGAAUUAGGAUUGAUUCAGAACGUACAUAGGAGGCACACGUGCCAUGAUCAGUAGCCGUUAAAGGAUUGCAAUGCUGUGGUGCAGUCUGGAAAGUACAGUGAGACUAGAAGUCAUUAUUAGAUGACGAUUGAUUAACAACCUUUUACAUCCAUCAUUGUAUGGCAGUACUAUUUACGAACUACUUUACGAUCCACGUUGUUAGGCUUUAUUGAAAUGAAGCUAUACUUAUUUAUUUUCUAGUUUUACUAUUCCGCGCAUUCUGUUGCAAAAACAAUCCGAGAGGUUGUUUGAGCAUUGUGUUGUUUUUCGCCUUGGAAAAAGUUCCAUUUUUUAUAGUUCAUUAGUUGUGUAGGUGCACCAAAUUGUAAAUAAUUUUAUAGUGCUGUUCAUUCAGUUUACGUUCAAUAGAGUACUCUUUUGCGACCUAGGUUCCACUUCUCAAAAUAAAAAAAAAGUUUCCCAAAAAUGUAACUGUUAAAAUCUA